Messenger RNA from Cornus florida, 1191 nucleotides. Its product is annotated as non-classical arabinogalactan protein 30. Lineage: Eukaryota; Viridiplantae; Streptophyta; Magnoliopsida; Cornales; Cornaceae. The transcript has a single exon. The record is from RefSeq and is a predicted model, not a curated record. Bases 525 to 1058 code for a protein of 177 amino acids.
CUUUCAUAGGGGAGGUAAGGGAUUCAAGCCGCCCAACUAUGGUGUGUACCAGUAUUUACCUACCCCAAAAAUACAAAAAAUAAAUAAAUACUAAAUGAAACCUUCAGGCAAAACAAGUUAAACACCUGACACACCAACAACCAAAGUUAUCCAAUAUAAAUGGGCCCUGACAAACCCAAUGUCAAUCAUUUGCAGGAGCCUAAACAGGGCAGGCCACACAGAUCAGGCCUGAAAUUGACAGCCCAAAUAAAAUAAAAACACCCCCGAGGGCCCAAAUGGAGAAUAAGAGUACGACAUGAUCAUAAUAAACAAUGGACUGUUGAAGGUGGCCUUCACGUACAAACCAUUUUUCAACUACUUAAGUUUAUGAAAUGGAGUUUAGUAGUCCCCACGUCUAUGGCAAAAGUUCAUGAAAUGCACCAACUAUUCUCACAAGAAAACUAUAUAUACCACCCCCAUCCAACUCUCUCUUCAUCAAACAGAGCUAUUUUUCAAGUCUCUACAACCCUAAUCACACCUUAGAGAUGGCAAGCAGCCAGCUCGCGGUUGUCCUCUCGUUGCUCCUGCUCCAGUUGGCUUUCUAUUCUGCAACUGCUUCUGAAGACGCCUCAACCAAAACAGUGGAGAAGAAUGUAGAUGUGGUGGUCGAAGGCAUGGUCUACUGCCAGAGCUGUGAGCACUUCGGGACAUGGUCUUUGGCCGGGGCUGAGCCCAUCCCUGCAGCUCAAGUAAGUGUUAUCUGCAAAGACCACAAAGACCGAGUCAGCUUUUACAAGGCAUUUGAAACAGAUGCACACGGGUACUUCUAUGGACAAAUGAAAGGGUUUAAGAUGGGCCAUUACCUGUUGGACCAUCCUCUCCACUCGUGCCAUGUCAAACUAGUUUCAUCUCCUCUGGAAAACUGCAACAUCUUCUCCAAUGUGAAUUACGGACUCAAUGGUUCCCCCCUCCGCUAUGAGAACAAAAGAUUGUUUGGAAAGAAUUAUGAAGCCGUGAUUUAUGCAGCAGGCCCUUUGGCUUUCCACCCAGCUCACUGCACUCCCAGCAAUCACCCCUAAAUUCACUACCAGUCAUUCUUAACUUCUGAUUAACUGUUAUUGUUCUUUGUUUCUUUUUGUUUCCCUUCCAGUGUUGGUUCAACGAUUUUUAAAUGUCUAAGUUCUAUUAUAUUUCUUGAAUAAAUAAAAGAAU